AUGUCCCACAAGCAGGCCGCUCACACGCGCGAGAAGGAUGUCGCCUCAGACGCCGCAGGUGCAGCAGCGGUGCCUGAGGCGACCGCCGCGGAAAACAACGGCAAGUACAUCCAUCCCGAGGCAGCGUCCCUGUUCACCAGGUGCCCGUGGGCUCGCCGCGUCCCCGUGUUUGGCGAGGCUGUCGAGGCCUACGGGCUCAAGUUCAUCGUCGCGCUCGGCGCUAGCAACCUGCUCUGCAAGGGAAUUGCGGAUCAGAUUCUAUACGGUCAGACGUACGCCAUGAUGAUUGAUCGCUACGGCAUCGACGUGGCCCGCUACCAGCGCCUGUCCUCGAUUUCGACCAUGGGCUGGUCCAUCAAGGCCUUCACCGCCAUGCUCUGCGACGGCUUCGCCUUCCUCGGCUACACGAAGCGCUGGUACAUGUUCAUCUCCUGCGUCGGCGGUGGCGCGUUCGCGCUGAUCUACGGCCUUCUUCCGGCGAAGGAGGCGUCGGCUAACGUGGCAGCGGCCUUCAUCUUCCUGUCGAGCUGGGGCAAGGCCAACGUGGAUAUCCUGUCCCAGGGCCACUACAGUCGCCUGAUGCGCCAGAACCCAAAGCCUGGCCCGGCGCUGGUGAGCUGGAUGUGGUUCUGCAUAAUGAUUGGUUCACUCAUCGCGACUGUGAUGAACGGCCCGCUCGCGGAUGCCGGGAAGCCGCAGAUCAGCAUCUUCGUGUCCGCCGCGCUGCAGGCCAUCACCUGUGUCUUCUACCUGUUCAACUGGUACGGGGAGAAGAAGAAUCGCGUGCUGCGCUCCGAGGACGCGCUGUUCAUUCUGGAGGAGACGCGCAAGGAGCGUGAGCGCCUGGGCACCGAGCUGAUGGACAAGGGCAAGACGGGUGCGCAGGAUGGUGGUGCGACGAAGGGGAAGAAGAGCCCGCAGCGCUCGCACUCGGAUGAGGACGUGGAGGGUGCCGUACGGGAUGCCCUCAACGGCAGUCAGCACGACCACGGCGACCUUGUGCAGGACGUCUACGACGACGCGGAUGCCGACGGCGAAGAGCUGGCCGAGGACGAGGUGUACUACGGCAAGCCGCCGGUGCCGUGCCUGUUCGGGCUGUUCGAGGCAAACACGGAGGUGAUCUCGAAGAACUGGAAGAUCUUCGUGUACAGCGCUGUCAUGACCUGUGCUGUGAUCGCGAUGCUGUGCUGCAACAUCCUGGCCGACACGCUGGGCCUCCUGGUUGCGUGCGUCGUUGUGUCGACCAUCUGCUGCGCCACGUCCUUCUGGGCCCUGCCGCUGGUGAUUGCGAAGGCCAACGUCUUCGGCUACCUCCAGAUGGCGGUUUCCAUCCGUGUGAGCAGUCCCGUAAACGCGUUCUACCUGAACACCUACAACUGCCCUGGCAACCUGCCCAACUUCACCUACACCUUCUACGGCACGGUGGCUGGCGUCAUCAGCAGCGUCGUUGGUAUGAUUACCGUGGCGCUGUUCAACUUCCUGUUCGCGAAGCACGGCUACCGCCUCACCUUCAUUGUGACGACAAUCAUGCAGGUUAUGGGUGGUGUGUUCGACAUCAUCAUUGUGCAGCGCUGGAACCUGCACAUUGGCAUCCCGGACCACGCCAUGUACAUCUGGGGUGAUGCUGUUGUGGGUGAACUCGUGUACAUGCUCGGCUGGAUGCCGAUGAUUGUGCUACUGUCUCGCCUGUGCCCUCGUGGCUCGGAGAGUGUGGUGUAUGCGCUGAUGGCCGGCUUCUCGAAUCUUGGCCAGACCACCGCGGCGUCCCUCGGUGCGAUCAUCAUGGAGUACGGCCUGCCUGUGUUCGAGAGGCAGGAUGACGGCUCUCACUGCAACUACGAAAACCUGCCGCUGCUGCUGUUCCUGUGCAGCAUGUGCACGCCGCUGCUGGCGAUUCCGCUGAGCAUGAUACUGCUUCCGAAGGCGCGCAUCUGCGACGAUAUCGAUGUGGACGGCAAGGUGGUGCGCCAGGCCGUGGAUAAGCAGCUCGCAGCUGCUCCGGUGUCGAGCUCGGACUCGGACACGGUGAUGGCCGCCGAGCCGCUUCAUGGGUACAAGGCGGAUGAGCGCGAGGCGGCGCAGGGGCAGAAGUAG
Molecule: messenger RNA, 2094 nt
Organism: Leishmania mexicana MHOM/GT/2001/U1103
Lineage: Eukaryota; Euglenozoa; Kinetoplastea; Trypanosomatida; Trypanosomatidae
Exons: 1
Coding region: 1-2094 (697 amino acids)
Cellular component (GO): membrane
Source: RefSeq, a predicted model, not a curated record